GUGCUUAUAUAGUGAUUUUCUAUUUUCAUGUGGACUAAAGUAGUGGACUGACCAACAGACUGACAUUAACAUCAGAGCCGUGCUGCUAGUGUGGCUAAAAGAAAAGAGAAGAAGAGACAGUCAUGUUGAUAUGAACAUUAGAGAAACACAUCAUGGAGCUGAAAUAUGAUCCUGCUUCCUCAUUUGGACUCAUUCAGCUCAGCUGACACAUUCAACAGCAGACAGGUUUUUGUAGCAGUCUGUCUCACUGUGAGAGGAGGAUGGUACCUCAUCUUUGGCUCUGGAACCAAACUGUCUGUAACAGAUGAGCAGGUAGUGAAGCCCGUGGUGAGCGUGUACCCAGCAGCAUCCAGAGCCCACCUGGAGGGGAACAGCUCCCUGCUGUGUGUGGCCUCAGCCAUGUUUCCUCCUCUGGUCCAGUUCUCCUGGAAAAGACAGAAGAAGAACGGCGGAGAAGCGGAGGAGCUGCCCCCUGCUGAGGGAGAGCAGCUGGAGCUCAGAGAGUCGGGACGCACCAUUGCCAUCAGGACGGUUGAUCGGGAUGUUUUUGACACAUACAUGUACAGCUGCUGGGUGAAGCACGAGGGGGGCACAGUGGAGGCCCAAACACAACAAGAGGUUCCAGCUCUUCCACCAACACUCUUCCACCUCCCACCAACUUUGCCUUCUCUUCCUUCUAUACACGAGGUGAAGCUGCUCUGCCUGCUGUACACAGUGCUGAUAGUGAAGAGUCUGGUGUACUGCUGUGGACUCUCUCUGCUGAUGAUCCUCACAAACAAGGGAGCGUCCACCAACUGCACACAUGCUGACUGACUGUUUUCUGCUCGCCUUUUCUCACCAUCAGAUUUCCUGGCUCAGCAGUCAGAAAUGUAAAUUAAAUUCUGGUUGGUUCAAUGUGUCAUUACUGAGCAUUUGACCUUUUCUCAUUAAAUAAUCUUAAUCUGUUUAAUAUAAAUUUACAAAUAAACAUGUUUGAUGUGUUUAUAGAAGCGUAGAUUCUUUAUGUGAAGUUUUAAUUUUUUGUACAUCUCUGCAGAAAAACUCAACUGAUGCAUUCAGAUCCCACCAUAACAAAAUAACAGUGUAGUUAUGUCUGAAGUAGAAAUAAAGAUUUGAACUUUAAGAAU
Molecule: messenger RNA, 1127 nt
Organism: Oreochromis aureus
Lineage: Eukaryota; Metazoa; Chordata; Actinopteri; Cichliformes; Cichlidae
Exons: 3
Coding region: 166-813 (215 amino acids)
Source: RefSeq, a predicted model, not a curated record